Molecule: messenger RNA, 1620 nt
Organism: Octodon degus (degu)
Lineage: Eukaryota; Metazoa; Chordata; Mammalia; Rodentia; Octodontidae
Gene: Sfrp5
Product: secreted frizzled related protein 5
Exons: 3
Coding region: 85-1029 (314 amino acids)
Biological process (GO): canonical Wnt signaling pathway; negative regulation of canonical Wnt signaling pathway; non-canonical Wnt signaling pathway
Molecular function (GO): Wnt-protein binding
Source: RefSeq, a predicted model, not a curated record
CACCCGGAGUGGAGCGGAGCGAAGGCUGCCACCCUCUCGGGCCACCUCAGCGGCGGCUGCUGGGGCUCGCAGACCAGCGCGGCCAUGCGGGCAGCGGCGGGGGUCGCGCGGGCGGCGGCGCUGGCGCUGCUGGGGGCGCUGCUCUGCGUCCCGGUGCGCGGCGAGGAGUACGAGUACUACGGCUGGCAGGCCGAGCCGCUGCACGGCCGCUUCUACUCCAAGCCGCCCCAGUGCCUUGACAUCCCCGCCGACCUGCCGCUCUGCCACACAGUGGGGUACAAGCGCAUGCGGCUGCCCAACCUGCUGGAGCACGAGAGCCUGGCCGAGGUGAAGCAGCAGGCGAGCAGCUGGCUGCCGCUGCUGGCCAAGCGCUGCCACUCGGACACGCAGGUCUUCCUCUGCUCGCUCUUCGCGCCCGUCUGCCUCGACCGGCCCAUCUACCCGUGCCGCUCGCUGUGCGAGGCCGUGCGCGCCGGCUGCGCGCCGCUCAUGGAGGCCUACGGCUUCCCCUGGCCCGAGAUGCUGCACUGCCACAAGUUCCCCCUGGACAACGACCUCUGCAUCGCCGUGCAGUUCGGGCACUUGCCCGCCACCGCGCCUCCAGUGACCAAGAUCUGCACCCAAUGUGAGAUGGAGCACAGCGCCGAUGGCCUCAUGGAGCAGAUGUGCUCCAGUGACUUUGUGGUCAAAAUGCGCAUUAAGGAGAUCAAGAUAGAGAAUGGAGACCGGAAGUUGAUAGGAGCCCAGAAGAAGAAGAAGCUACUCAAGCCAGGCCCCUUGAAGCGCAAGGACGCCAAGAGGCUGGUUCUGCACAUGAAGAACGGCGCAGGCUGCCCCUGCCCACAGCUGGACAGCCUGGCAGGCAGCUUCCUGGUCAUGGGCCGCAAAGUGGACGGACAGCUACUGCUCAUGGCCGUCUACCGCUGGGACAAGAAGAAUAAGGAGAUGAAGUUUGCUGUCAAAUUCAUGUUCUCCUACCCCUGCUCCCUCUACUACCCCUUCUUCUACGGGGCCGCAGAGCCCCACUGAAGGGCACUCCUCCCUGCCCCCGCCAGCCAGCUGUGCCUUGCCCUCUGUCCCUGCCCAUCCGGCCUUGUGCCCACUCCCAGGCUGACCCAGGUGCUGGCAGAGGGUAGUCUCCUACAGAGUUGAGAGGGGCCCAGCCCCACAGAUGGGCCCAGGGCCUAGGGCCAGUCCUUCGAGACAGCUCUGGGUCUUCAGCUUUCUUUUAGAAGACAGACUUUCUCUUCUGGGGUUUCCUCUUCUCAGGAAGAGGCCAGAGGGAGGGCAGAGCAAGGGAAGGGUGGAGGGCAGCCUGAGGAGGGAGCCCCCCACAUGCAGUGCCUUAGGGCCAUGUCUCCACAUUGGGCCAGGCCACUUGGGGAGUUCUCCCCGCUGCCCCUCUAUGUCCCUUCACAGCCCUCCAAAGCCGAGGAGGGAGGGUCCCCAUGCCUCUCUCCCAGGCCACUACCCCAGGCCUCAGCCAGCCCCCAGCCAGGUCCGCUCCUUGGGCUCCUUGCCUCGUCUCUGCAUCUCCCUUUUCCCCGAUAAUGCUAAGUUAUUACUACUGCAGUGAAGCCAUGGGUUCUAGAUGACAGAUUCAAGCAGGGUUGGAUUUAA